GAGUGUGUUUCAAGCAACAUCCAUUUUCUAGAUUUUUGAUCAGAGUCAGUCGGUCACUGUUUGUGUUCUGGAACCUGACAAACUGCAGGUCAUCGUUGUUCUGCUGCUGAUGUGGACGGGAGCCUCACACACAUAAAGUCUCACAGUGAUCAGAGUGGAGGCGACACCUGACUGAUUUGAUCUUUGUUCUCUGGACUAAAUGAAAAUGCUGGUCAUCUUUGGAAUCUUGGUGAUGUUCACUGAAGCUGGAGUGGGUUUGCUGUCCAUGAACCCUGUUUGUAGAUUUAAUCAGAGUGAUCCAUGUUAUGGAGCUGUGGGACGACCGCUGUACCUGCAGCUGCCAUAUGAGUAUGAAUUACACUUAAAGAAGAUCAUCAAUGGAGCUCCUACUGAGCGUAUUUUCAAAUUUAUAAACCAUAAAAUCACAUUAAAACAUCCAGAUUAUCCAAGAUGGCAGUUUGUUGCUGAUAACAGAACCAUGAUAAUCAGCAGUGCAGAGAAAAGAGACUCAGGAAGAUACAUUUUAGAUACAUUUGAUUCAAGAGGGAAUAACAGAGUUUAUCAUCUCCAGCUGGUUAUUGAAGGUGGGUCUACACAACCUCUAAUCACAUCACACACUGUGGUGUCCUCAGUGACUGUGACAGACAGCUGCUUAUCAAUUGAGAAGAGGAACGUUUACUGUUCGUCUGAUGGAGAUAAUGUGCAAUACAGCUGGACUUUCCAACAUACACACCAACUGGCUGAUGUGAACCAGACUCUUCUGCUGGACAAGGAAGUUCAUGGAAGUGUCACCUGCUAUGCUCAGAAUCAUGUUAGCCAUGGGAAAAAAACUAUUGAGAUACAGCAGUGUCCUGAUCCUACAACUGUGACCCCCAUUUCAACUCUGAAGCCUAAAGUGACACCAAGGACACAAUCAGGAGACAUUGUGUUUGUGUCAGUGUGGGUUUUGGAGAUUAUUAUUCUGCUGUCAUUGUUAGGAGGCUUUCACAUCUACGCCAGAAUCCAAAGAAAACAGAGCAAGAGAGCAGCAGAAAGUAAGGAAGAGGAGAACCUGGAACAAGAAGACAGAGAGCAUCAUUACAGGAGAUAAACCAUCUCACACAACUGGAACAAUCAGCAAAAUACAACCGUCAGUAGAGAAAAAAAGAAAACAGGCUGAGGUCAUUCUGAUAAUUAAGGACACUGGUGGACUGAAUUGACAAUAAAAAUUUGCCCAUCCAACUAACAAAUCAUUUAGCCUUGUGAAUUGAAUGUAACUGUAGACAAAGCACUUUUAGUGAUUGUCUUUGAUUGAAAGGUCUACAUGAAACUUGCUUUAAUUAGCAGAGUCCAGUCAUCACUGAAAGUAAGUAUGGCCUUCAAUAGUUUAAAAAACACAUCUCUUUACAUGGAUCCUUCACAAAGAACAUAUGAGGUCAGAAUUCCAUUGACAGUCCAUAGAAAGAUUCUUCACUCCAUGCAUAAUGCGACAGGUAUGGAAACUGGUAUCUCUCUUGGCACUGCUUUGCUUGCCUUUACCCCUUCUGGCUGGCAUUUGCUCCAAGGAACUCGGGAUGUGUGGCUGUGAAAGCUGGCCCAUGGUACAUGCAGAUGCUCCUAAAAAUGACUUUUUGUUAAUGUCAUUGUUUGUUCAUUUAAAAGUAUGUAUAUCUAUUUACUGUGUUAUUCUGUGUCCAGGGGUUUGAGUGUUUCAUGUUGAGGUUUGACGACCAUGAGUUCAAUGCUUUGUAUGUGCCUUUCUGCCCUGGGGAUUAAUAAAGAGCACUUCUUGUGGUGAAAUCA
Molecule: messenger RNA, 1782 nt
Organism: Pygocentrus nattereri (red-bellied piranha)
Lineage: Eukaryota; Metazoa; Chordata; Actinopteri; Characiformes; Serrasalmidae
Product: carcinoembryonic antigen-related cell adhesion molecule 20-like
Exons: 7
Coding region: 200-1090 (296 amino acids)
Source: RefSeq, a predicted model, not a curated record